Eubalaena glacialis (North Atlantic right whale) is the source of this 981-nucleotide messenger RNA. It is a transcript of the gene AKR1D1, whose product is annotated as aldo-keto reductase family 1 member D1. NCBI's taxonomy places the organism in Eukaryota, Metazoa, Chordata, Mammalia, Artiodactyla, Balaenidae. Gene Ontology annotation, cellular component: cytosol. Bases 1 to 981 code for a protein of 326 amino acids. The transcript has 9 exons. Gene Ontology annotation, molecular function: steroid dehydrogenase activity; Delta4-3-oxosteroid 5beta-reductase activity; ketosteroid monooxygenase activity. Gene Ontology annotation, biological process: bile acid biosynthetic process. The record is from RefSeq and is a predicted model, not a curated record.
AUGUACCUCAGUGCUGCAUAUCACCGCAUACCUCUAAGUGAUGGAAACAGCAUUCCUAUCAUCGGACUUGGUACCUACUCAGAACCUAGAUUGACCCCUAAGGGGACCUGUGCAAGAUCAGUGAAAAUUGCCAUUGACACGGGGUACCGGCACAUUGAUGGCGCCUACCUCUACCAGAACGAGCACGAAGUGGGGGAGGCCAUCAGGGAGAAGAUAGCAGAAGGAAAGGUGCAGAGGCAGGAUAUCUUCUACUGCGGAAAGCUGUGGGCUACACAUCAUGACCCACAGAUGGUCCGCCCAACUCUGGAGAGGACGCUCAAGGACCUCCAGCUAGAUUAUGUGGAUCUUUACAUCAUUGAAAUACCUAUGGCUUUUAAGCCUGGAGAUGAAUUCUAUCCUAAAGAUGAAAAUGGCAAAUGGUUAUAUCACAAGUCAAAUCUGUGUGCCACUUGGGAGGCUUUAGAAGCUUGCAAAGAUGCUGGCUUGGUGAAAUCCCUCGGUGUAUCCAAUUUUAACCGUAGGCAGCUGGAGCUCAUUCUGAACAAACCAGGACUUAAGCAUAAGCCAGUCAGCAACCAGGUUGAAUGCCAUCCAUAUUUCACCCAGCCAAAACUCUUGAAAUUUUGCCAACAACAUGACAUUGUCAUUAUUGCAUACAGCCCUUUGGGGACCUCUAGGAAUCCAUCCUGGGUGAAUGUGUCUUCCCCACCUUUGUUAAAGGAUGCACUUCUAAACUCACUGGGGAAAAAAUACAAUAAGACAGCAGCUCAAGUUGUUUUGCGUUUCAACAUCCAGCGAGGAGUGGUUGUCAUUCCUAAAAGCUUUAACCCUGAAAGGAUCAAAGAAAACUUUCAAAUCUUUGACUUCUCUCUCACUGAAGAAGAAAUGAAGGACAUUGAAGACUUGAAUAAAAAUGUCCGCUUCGUGGAAAUGCUCAUGUGGUGUGACCAUCCUGAAUACCCAUUUCAUGAUGAAUACUGA